Molecule: messenger RNA, 2478 nt
Organism: Ustilago hordei
Lineage: Eukaryota; Fungi; Basidiomycota; Ustilaginomycetes; Ustilaginales; Ustilaginaceae
Exons: 2
Coding region: 1-2478 (825 amino acids)
Source: RefSeq, a predicted model, not a curated record
AUGACCCAACCACUGUUCGCAAACCACAAUGACCCAACACCAGGCCUUGGCACAGCCAUUCAAGGCACGAACAUCGGACUCGGCAUUCCACUUCUUUCCAGUAAGCUUGAAUCACUGCAACUUCCACCGCUCUUAAAGGUCGGGUCGGGAGUUGGUUUCGGUCGCCGGCCUUACUCGACACGUCAUCGUAGCUUCACGACAUCUUUGGGAGGGUACGACUCUUCUCCCACCCCCAGCUCCUCCUUUGCUUCAACGUCUUCUGAAUCUGAUCACGGGCUCACUCGAUCAGCUACUCAUGACGCUCUGCUCAGCUACUUCUCGCCUUCCCUGAACGAAGAUGAAGGGGAGGAAAAGCCGCAGAAGAGAGUCUAUCUACUGUCGGACGGACUAAGUAAUCCUCAGAUGGGCCAUCGAAGGUGCAAGUCUGAGACCUUCAAAUUUCCCCUGCCUCCCAGCAAGGGGUCGAUGGCUCCAAUGAAAGGACCUCUGAAGUCGGCACUGCGACAGAGGGUAGCAAAGGGAGACAGUCCAGCCUUGAGAGCCGCAUCAGCAGGCUGGGGAAGAAGUGUUGGUAAACACCUGUCCCCGCAGCCAGAAGAAGAGAGUGACGAGCAGGCAAGGCAAGGCUGGUCACCGUACUCAAGCGUUGCCCCGACUCCCCGGCAAGGUUCCAGUUCGCACCGAACCGACCUCCUCUCGCCGACUAAUGAAGAACACUUCGCCUCUCCCAGGGGUUCCACCUCUUCGUGCUCGUCUCAAACCCUUUUCUCCGAUCACUCCGAUUCCGACUCUGCGAAGCUUGCUCGUCUCCACGCUAGCUUUUUCCUUUUUGACCGUUCUUCGGAGCUUCCACUCUCGCUUCCUGACUUGCACAACGACGAUCCAAAGAAGAGUUUGGACGUGGUUGGGGGCAGUGUGGAAGAGCAGAUGGCCUAUCUUUGCGGCUUGGGAUAUCGCUACGGUAAGAAGAAUGGAAGGAAGGGUAGAAAGACCUCUGCUGACUAUGUGACAGCUCAAGAGCAGCAUGGAGAGAGUGGCUGGUGGAGUGAGGAUGAAGCCAAGAAAGAGGGGAUGGUUGAAAGGAAAAAGGUGGGAGGUGUGCACAAGGCAGUGAGAGUGAUCUCAAAUGCGGCCUCUGCUGUCAGCUCACUCGCGAGUAGUUCGAUUCUCUCUGGCUUGUUCGCCGCGGUGGAGGUGGAAGAAGAUCAAGGAGAGGGCGAGGGGGACAUAACGAAUCUUAUUCGACAGCAGGACAUCUUAUCCUCACCUCAGUUUGAAGGCCUGCUUGGCAGAGAGUAUAGCUAUUUGCUCGAUGAAAGCUUACAUCUAGAAGAAUCCAUAGCUCCAAGGAGUGUAGCAAAGGCAGGGCAGAACGGGUUAAUGACUCCACCACUAACAACUCCCGAACUGGGCUUAGGUUCAUCACCUAUGCUUCUUGAAUCUUGGCCAUCUCCACUUCGCGCCUCUUCCACGAAAUCCUUCGGUCUUGCCCUGUCCCUCCCCUCUCCACGUCAGGAUAGAGUGGAAGGCAUCGAAGGCUGUCGUCCCUACUCCACAGCUUCUUCUCUCGACCCGUUCUCUUUCACCCCAGCUCUUUCGCCUCCCUCCACCCUCGCUAAUCUCUCCAGUUCUGUCUCGUGUCCUGUCUCGUUCUGCGAUCCUUUCAAUUCUACGAAACCGACUUUACUGGAGCCCUCAGCUAAUGAAGAAGGUCUCGAGGGGCCCAUCAAGAUCGCCAUCGCGUCCCGAAAGACUUUGCAGCCAGUAUCUGUCUCCGUUCUCACCCGACCCCGACCCCUCCGCUCAUCGAACUCAAACAACAGCCUCUUUUCCUCCGCCUCUUCCGACAAGCUUCAAAAGCCAGAACCCAUCGCAUCCAUCAUUGCCCGAGGAAGACCCAUCCCGCCGAGAGAAGCUGCGAAUCAUAAGUUUGGUAGCAAAACCACUCCGCUUUCCGCCCGAAUCGCUGCUCGAGGGGCGAUGAGUAAGUCUUGCUCCACCACAACCGUCACGACCAAGGGCAGAAGUUUAGAUGAGAGGCGAGCCAAGGCAGCAGCGAUUGCUGGAACAGGAUUUAAAGUCCCACAAAGAAAAAGCUCACUUGACGUACGAGCUCAAGCUCAGCUCCAUCGAGAAGCAGAAGCAGAAGCUGCGGUGAUCCACCCGAAUGGCAUCUGCAAAGACGAGCUUGCGGCGGAGAAGUAUCAUUCUAGCGCCUCACCCUAUCUUCUCCAGCGGCUCCAAAGUGGAGUGGAGAUGUGGGCAAGUGCAGGUACCGCAGCCAAGCAACGUCGGAGGGGAGGAAUGGGAGUGGGUGGGAUGCCAACGUCAAAGUCUCUUCCUGUGCUGUUUACUGCUAGAAUGGCUGCGCAGAGAGCAAAAGGAGAGACUGGAGUCAGUGGGGAUAAGAGGAAGAGGAAGUUGGUGGUGAGUGUCGGUCCAGAUGGGGAGGUAUCCAGAGUGGAGCCUCCAAAGUAA